UUGCGCAAAGUGCACGUUGUCCCAGUAUUGUUGGGAGCUGCAAUUCCACGACCGGAUGGUUCAACGGAAGAAUAUGAGACAUUUUGUCGUGCUAUGCUGAUAUUGUUUAAACCCUGGCGCAGUUUCCAGGAACUGAAAAAUAAUGACGACACAUGGGCUGAGUCAUUUUCUCGGCAGCAUUUUGCACCUGGGUUGCAUAAAAUUAUUCAGAACAUGAAUGUCGAGAAUGAGUGCAAAGACGCGCGUGAUGCACAUGCC
Messenger RNA from Suillus fuscotomentosus, 258 nucleotides. RefSeq lists its product as uncharacterized. The annotation marks the transcript as partial. Lineage: Eukaryota; Fungi; Basidiomycota; Agaricomycetes; Boletales; Suillaceae. The record is from RefSeq and is a predicted model, not a curated record. The transcript has a single exon.